Molecule: messenger RNA, 312 nt
Organism: Peniophora sp. CBMAI 1063
Lineage: Eukaryota; Fungi; Basidiomycota; Agaricomycetes; Russulales; Peniophoraceae
Source: the annotation of a GenBank genome assembly
AUGUCGAGCUCACGAUCUCAAGAAGACACAUAUGAGGCUCAGAAUGACCAGAGACUGGAUGACCUACACGCGAAGAUUCGCACAUUGCGCGGUGUAACAACAGAUAUCCACGACGACGUUGAGAGGCAGAACUUGAUGCUCGAUGAUACGGGCAAUACCUUCACCUCUUUCGGACAUAGCCUUUCCGCAUCCGCGCAACGCAUGACACGCUCGUUCAGCCCGGUUGUGGCGUCCCACAAUACCCCGUACUUGACCUCGGCGUAUCUUCUUCUCUACGUACGGACAUAUGUGUAUCCUGCGGACUUGCUUUGA